CUUGGUUUCUCAGCAUGCAAGCAUUUGCAUACUGCAUAUCAACAUAUGAAGAUUUACCGACCAUUGUCUUAAAAAGUGGCUGGUUACCAGGUCUCCUUAAAAUACUCACUGAUGUGAAAGCAAAUUCUGUUGCCGAGGAAACACGCAGCUGUUUCCUGUUGUUGUUAACUGCUAUUGCUAAGGUAGAUAAAUCAGCAAAGUCUGUGAUACGAGAGAAAGGAGGGCUAGAUUUAGCUAGGUAUGACAGUAUACUAGUUAAUAUAAACCAUCUAUUAACAGAUUGUCUGUGGCUGAGUGGUUAUGGUUGGAGAAUUAAAAUCAUUUGCCACUUUGUGUUCAAAUCUGCCACAGACGAUAGAAUGUUUAUUGUAAGGUAGCUUUCAAGCUAGUUUAUAAUAU
This is a messenger RNA of Ruditapes philippinarum (Manila clam), 399 nucleotides long. Its product is annotated as neurochondrin-like. The transcript is spliced from 3 exons. Lineage: Eukaryota; Metazoa; Mollusca; Bivalvia; Venerida; Veneridae. The record is from RefSeq and is a predicted model, not a curated record. The coding region runs from base 15 to 377 and encodes 120 amino acids.